Messenger RNA from Alnus glutinosa, 540 nucleotides. RefSeq lists its product as uncharacterized. The record is from RefSeq and is a predicted model, not a curated record. Bases 1 to 540 code for a protein of 179 amino acids. NCBI's taxonomy places the organism in Eukaryota, Viridiplantae, Streptophyta, Magnoliopsida, Fagales, Betulaceae. The transcript has 4 exons.
AUGUCUGAAGCGGAGGCACGAGCAUACACUCAAAGACUCGCCGCAUGGGUGGAUAAAGAAAAGGCAAAAUCAAUGAACAGUUGUUGUGAUGGUGUAAUGCAAGAAUCAAAUUCCUUACUGAAAUUGGCAUAUGUCAGAGCUCAGAGAGAGCUAUCCGUCGCCGAGGAAAAGUACAAAAUGAAGAUAGUAUCUCUACAGGCUAAGAAGACACAAAUCGAGAUAGAUGUUGAGACUUUAAAGCACAAGAAACAGUUAGAAGCAGAGACGUCAAAGCACAAGAAACAGUUAGAAGUAGAGGCAUCAAAGCACAAAAAAAUGGAAUGGGUUAGCAACGAGGAAGCUCGGUCCAAGGAGAAAUUAGAAGGAAAAAAGGCAGUAAUUGAAUCUAAACGUGAGAAGAAAGAUCUCAAGACAAACGAGAGGGCCCAUAAGUAUGAUGCCAGUGGUACUCAUCCCAAUCCAAACAAGUGUUUAGGUUGUGGUUAUCUUCCAAAGAGUCCAAAGAAGUAUUUUGGUUGCGAUGGUUCUACUUUAGAUUAG